AUGGCGAGCUGCCCAGUGAAGGGCUGUUCUUCCACUGACAGCACCGGCAUUACUCUAACACUACCACCCGUUCAAUGGACCACUAAUAUAAUGUCGAUGAAUGAGAGCAAUAUCGAGGACUGCGAGUGGUAUUGGGGGGACAUAUCCAGAGAUGAGGCGCACGAGAAGCUUAGAGACACUAAAGACGGCACAUUCCUCGUGAGGGACGCCUCCAACAAGGGUUCCGGUGAAUACACACUGACUCUGCGAAAGGACAGUACAAACAAAUUGAUAAAAAUAUGUCAUCAAAACCAAAUGUAUGGCUUCUCAGAGCCGCUAAGAUUCACUUCAGUCGUCGAACUCAUCAAUUACUAUCGAAAGGAAUCUCUUUCCCAAUACAACCACACACUAGACGUGAAACUCUUGUACCCGAUCUCGAGGUUCAAUCAAACAGAAUGCGAAGACUUCGAGACAAACGACAUCUCGAAAGUGAGCUCAAAGUUGAAUGAAAUCAACAAAGAGUUCACCAAAAAGACAGAAUUAUACGAUCAGUUCAACGAUGACUACAACCGAUCGGCGCAAGAGAUUCAGAUGCAGAUGAAGGCAUUGGAGUCAUACUCGGAGUUAAUAAAGAUAUUUAAGGAACAACUGCUCUCGAACUCCAACUAUCAAAACGAAUCGCUCGCUCAUGAGAUCAGUUCAAUGCAAGAUCACUACCAGAAGACACUCUUCAAAAUGAAUGCUUUGAUGGAAAAGAGAUCCAAUUUGGAGAAGGAGUUGAAGAAUUCGACGGCUCGUCACCGACUCGUAGACCAAGAAAUGAAUUUUAUUAAACCAGAACUUCAGAAGUUAGGCAAACAGAGGGCUAUAUUCCAGAGGUUAUUAGAGGCGAAUAGUGGCGGAUCCCUUCCCCACCACAACGACUCGGCCUGGUUUAUAAGGGACUGCAAGCGGGACGACGCCGAGAACCUACUGAAGAGCCGACCCGACGGCACGUUCCUCAUCAGGAAUAGUCGACAGGAGGGACAGUACGCCUUGUCUAUCAUGAACGACGGCAAAGUGUGUCACUGUCUUAUCCACAAAACGGAGCGCGGCUUCGGCUUUGCCGAGCCAUUCAAUAUAUACCCGUCACUCGUGAGUCUAGUUCUUCAUUACGCCCAGACAUCACUCGAAGAGCACAACGACUUACUCCACACGACACUCGCUUAUCCUGUUUUCGCCAAUUCUGUAAAUAAUGGAAAGGCGUCUUGAAUGUCUUUCCCAAUCGAUAGUAGUUUUUUGUUAUUUGCGAUCAAAUUUUGAUUUUAUUUAAAUUGUUUUCAUUUUUGUCUGUGAAAUAAAUUCUAUCGUUUUUAAAUUAAA
This is a messenger RNA of Oppiella nova, 1341 nucleotides long. The record is from the annotation of a GenBank genome assembly. Lineage: Eukaryota; Metazoa; Arthropoda; Arachnida; Sarcoptiformes; Oppiidae.